GCCGCCGCCGUUGCUGUGGAGGCUCGUGAAUGAGUGCGUGUGGCUGAGGCUCCUCGUUCUGUAAUGAGCAGUGACAACAGGUCCUUUUGUUGAGUGGCAGAUGAAGAAAGUCACCGUCUGUAUUGUGAAUUUUCCACCGAGUCAGAGUCGCAGACAACACAGCGUCAGCAGCCCGUUUCUUCACCGGGCACCAUGAGUCACUCGAGCCGCAGGGCCACCAAGGCCACCAAGAGCAAGUACUACAAGAUGCGGCUGUUGAUAGGAAUGUGCUUGAUGGGCCUGCUGCUGUUCAUCGCGGUCAUCGUGGCCUGGAGUGAGUAUGGCGCGUCUCUACGCCGGGUGGAAGUAAUCAAGAUGGAGCUGCUGGAGCUGACGCGGAGUGGCUUUCGCAUCAGGAAUGAGACGGGCGCCUUCGUCUUCCGUAUGAUCUUCAGGACGGGAUUACUGGAUCUCGAGUCGUGUACCAAAGAGAACGACGUGCUGAACUGCACCCGCACACUUCCCGGGACCGUGAACUUCUCCCUCCGCGUUGAAAAGCCUCGGGAGUCGAUGAUUUGCUACCACCUCUUCUGGAGGAAAUCGAUCGUCAGGCACACCAUUGAGCAUCGCAUGUCCUACAGCUUCUCGUUCUUAUAUGGCGGAGCAGAGAACAACAGCCAGCACUGGCCCGUCUUGGUAUCAGGGGUGCAGGCCCCAAGGGCCUUUGUGACGGCGGACCUCUCCGCCGGGCAGCCCGGCUUUGGCAGUGUCCUGCAGAGGUACUGGCUCUCCUCCAAUGGGACGGCAGUCAAGAUCAGCGAGUCAGUUCCCUUCCACUUCGGUUGGAAUGCGAGCGAGCAGCAGCUCUACUUCCAAGCUCGGUAUCACGACACGCCUUACAAGCCGCCCCCCGGUCAGCAGCCUUUCCCUCACCUAAGAUAUCACGUGUGUGUCGGUUCAGACAUCACCUCCAUCCACAAGCACAUGGUGAGGAGUUACUUCGGCAAACCCACCAAGGUCCCCGACAGCAACGUCUUCAGUUACCCCCUCUGGUCCACGUCUGCAUUUGCCAAAUCCAACGUCACCAUGGAUGCGCUGAAGAAUCACGUCAAUGAUAUCAAGUCAAAGAAUUUCAAUUGCAGUCACCUCGUGCUGCACGAUGGCUACACCCUUUAUUAUGGUGACUUUGACCCGGACCCUGCCAGGUUCCCAAAGGUUUCCGAGGAGUUCAAAACGUUGAAGGACGACGGCUUCCCCAUUUCCCUGUGGGUUCAUCCCUUCAUCAACUACAACUCUUCCAAGUUUGCCGAUGGAGUGGAGAGAGGCCUGUUUGUGCGAGAAUCCACAGGAAAGCUUCCUGCUCUCGUGCGCUGGAGGAAUGGCAUUGGCGCCCUGGUGGACUUUACUAACACACAUGCCAGAGAUUGGUAUGCAUCCUUGCUAAGAAACCUGACCACUGAAGCCAAAGUGACGUCCUUUAAUUUUGUGGCCGGAGAAGCCAGUUAUCUCCCAUUAACCUUCAACACCAGCGUCCGGAUUGAAGACCCAAACACCUUCACCCAGCGCUUUGCCGAGUUGGCUUUCCCUUUUUCGGACCGGGCCGAGUUACAGGUUGGCUACCACACUCAGAACAUCUCCUGCUUCUUCCGCAUUCUCGACAGGACUUCCAACUGGGGUUACGGUCUAGGCCUCAAGUCUGUCAUCCCCUUGGUCCUCACCCUAGGCAUUCUGGGAUACCCGUUUGUCCAGAUCGGCACAAUUGGGGGGAAUGUGCCUCAGAGUCUAACAGACAGGCGACCUGAUCGGGAACUUUACAUUCGAUGGCUGGAGCUCGCGGCCUUCAUGCCCGCAAUGGAGUUCUCUGUGGCCCCCUGGGAGUACGAUGACAACGUUGUUAAAAUUGCCAAGAAGUUCACAGCUCUUCACCUGGCACUUGUGGCUCCCAUGGUCCUGGAGCUUGCCAAUGAGGUUCUCUUUACUGGCGACCCUAUCAUUCGGCCCCUGUGGUGGAUCGCGCCCGAUGAGCCACCAGCCUACAAGGUCAGCUCCCAGUUCCUAAUCGGAGAAGAUUUUAUGGUUGCCCCCAUUCUAGAACCGGGGAAGAGGGAGCGGGACAUUUACCUUCCUUCUGGAAAAUGGCGCAGUAACAGGGAUCAUAUCUAUAGCAGGACCCCAAGGCUGAUGACCGACUAUGAGGUGGAAUUAGACGAGGUGGCCUAUUUUACUAGGGUGACCUAAAAUUUCAUGAACUGAAGUCAGACCAUCGUGAGGGAAAUAAGUUGGCACAGCCCCUGGUGAGUCCACAUUUUUGUGUCAUUGGUGGUCUUUCUUAUAGUGAAUGCAAAAUGGCUUUGACAUCUCUCACUGGGCACUCUGGGGUCACAUCCCUUGGACAUGUCACCAAGAAACAAAGCGUGUCACAUGUGUGGUUUUCUUCAAAUGUGGUGGACAUUCCUAAAGGUUUGACUGUUUGUGUUCUGCUCAUCAUUUGACCUGCUGCUACUCAGGACCCAUGGAGAACUGGUGCCAAUCAGGCAGACUGGUGCCCCUGGGAUUGCACCCGUCCUCCUCCAUACAUCUCAUGUGUCCAGGAUGAAGGGCAGAAGGUGGAAGUAGGACACUGACGGUCAGCUGGGAUGACUGAAUCCACCCUAACCUUGGUGGGCGUCCUUUCACAGUAAUGUCCUGUAGGAUCUGAGUCAGCUGUGAAAGCUACGUGUGGUAUGGAGAGAACUGGAGCAGACAUGCAGUGAAGCCCAGUUACCAAGAGGACUGUGGCCAUGUGGUCUCCCCUGUUGAGGUCCCACAUUUGCUCUUUCUGUGAGUUUAUGGAUUAUUUGUUAUCCCUCAAGAACAUGAAUACCUGACACAUUAAUAAAAGCAAAAUGGUUCCAACUGGCUUGUGGUUAAAAACUGAAAACUGGCAUGGGUGUAAAUUGAAAAACCGCCAGUCUGGUGAAUGUUAGAGAGAGUCCAUAGAGUCCCUUGUGAAAAAUCCUUUUGUUUUCAGACCUGCGUAAUCUGCUUACCCGAUUUUUAAAUUGAAGUGCGUUAAUCAAGACUUGAUCGCUAGGAAAGGUGAAGACGUCAAGUACCAAAGGCAGGGGAUAAGCAUUUGGACACUCGGCCUACUUGGAGUCAAGAAGAGAUGGAGCGUCCAAUCAUUGGAUUGUGUUUGUGUAUAAUAAUCGACACCAGACAUCAUAAAGGUUUGGGGCAGCCACCUGUAGAAUAUCGCUGGCUGCCAACGGUUUAGAUAAGAACAGAGCUGUUCACAAGACUGAGUCCAAAAGAGAACUAAUUACAGUAAGUAGAAGCAAGAUGGCGGCUUUAACGGGCCAUAGAGGAAGUGAUGUCAUCAAAGGGGCCGGAACAGGACAUGAUGUUGUCGGGACCAGAAAUGACAUCAUCAAAUUGGUGGGACCGGAAGUGACAUCAUCAAAGGGGUGGGACUGCGUGGGAUUUCUCUGAAAGGGUCUGCAAGGAACUGAGAAAGACAGUCAGUGCACCCCACCACCCCCUGGUCUGAUGUGGUAUUACAUUUACUCAAGUCCUUUAGCUGCCUCCUACUCGCACGUGUGUGACAAUGUUUAAAGAAAUCUGGUCAUUGCUGUCUGCUUUGAGGUCCCCAUGUGCUGUUUCUGCAGUUUCUGUCAGUUUUAUCAAUCAAAACAAGUCACGUUGUAACACAUCAUCAGCUCAUUCACUGGGGGCUUUGCUACCUUCUGCUUGUUAUGGGUGGCUGCAGCCAUUUUGUUUCUACCAAUGACAUCCAGCGCUACUCACUCAGGGGAUUGAAUGAGAAGGGUCCAGCUGCAGACCUCCACAAUUCAGCGGCCCCACUGGACAGCCAGUCGGACUGUAGGUUGUUGUUGUUACUCGGGGGUCAUCACUCACUGACGUAGAAUACAACGCGACACACUCGACGAUGAAGCGGAGCUCAGGUGGCCUGCAGCUGGAGUCUGUUGGAUGAACGCUGACACGGCAACUUUCAGCCUUGCAUUGUUCCUAUUUAAGAUGGAGGUGCAGCUUUAUUCGCGUGUUGGAUUUGGUCAAAACGAUCCAACUAGUUGGUAUUUGUUAGGGCUGACGGUUUUAAUAGCAGCUUAGGAUUCAAUGCCAAAUAUCAGGUGAUUAUUAUUAUUAUUAUUAUUAUUAUUAUUAUUAUUAUUAUUAUUAUUAUUAUUAUUUGCAGCAACAGACCAGGCGGUUUAUAAAAGCUGGUGUUAAGAGUUUGUAAGUGACGAACUUUGGGUUUGAAUUCAAAUUCUCUGCACACCUUAUAAUUCAGCUUAACGUUGUCAAUUCACAUACCUUGCAAGUCUUUGGACAGCAGAAGAAAUGGACGCAGACACAGGGAGAACAUGCAAACUUCAUGCAGGGAAGACGCGAACCCAGGUCUCCUUACUGCGAGGCAGCAUCAGUACCACUGCACCACCGCACCGGCCAUUAGGGGUUUAUGUUGUCGCGACAUGCUCAACGACUCGGCAACGCACAGAAGCAAUUAAAAGGCUAAUAAAAUGUUAGGUUAAAUCAUUUAAACUGUUCAAUUGAAGUCACCAGAUGUUAUGCUCAGACAUCACGAUGCACUGGUAAGACCACAUCUGGAGAACUGAGUGCAGUUCUGGUCACCGCACCACCAGACGGACAGAGCAGCACUUGAAG
This is a messenger RNA of Polypterus senegalus (gray bichir), 4644 nucleotides long. Its product is annotated as myogenesis-regulating glycosidase-like. The transcript is spliced from 3 exons. The coding region runs from base 193 to 2217 and encodes 674 amino acids. The record is from RefSeq and is a predicted model, not a curated record. Lineage: Eukaryota; Metazoa; Chordata; Cladistia; Polypteriformes; Polypteridae. Gene Ontology annotation, biological process: response to oxidative stress; carbohydrate metabolic process; skeletal muscle fiber development. Gene Ontology annotation, molecular function: hydrolase activity, hydrolyzing O-glycosyl compounds; catalase activity; heme binding.